CGUGGCUAAAUAGGGGUAUCUCCGGUUAUUCAGCUAAUAACGGUAGAAUCGGACCGGAAUGAAAACUAUAGUAGGAGUAUCGCUGUAGGUUCUAGGCGCUUCAUUCCCAAAUAGAAUUUAAAGCGCCAGACUCAUCACAUUAAGUAACAUCACGGAGAAAAAGAACAGACACGUAACGAGGAAGACUGCGUCGGAAGGUCGUGGCAACUUCUUUUGUGCUCUGGAAGGAGUAGGAGCCAAUUUACAGAUCUGUUUCUGCAGCACGAUUUACAUUCGCCUCCGAGGCGGAGUCGGGAAAGCCAGAGCGGACCAGAAGGAAGCCUUUCCUUCUUUGGUAACUAUUAAACAAAUCUUCCCUAAUAUCUGAAUUUUUCCGAUCCGAAAGAGCCAUCUGUGCACAUCAUUAUAACAAGGGAUUUCUUUCAAUACAUGUCUGGUUUCCUCUGUUUUAUCUUUUACCUUGUAAAUCCAUUGUCUCUGCUCCUCUACAUAUACACGGUGUCAUUGUGAAAAUGUCGUUGCAGUUUAUCAAGGAUGACAAAGGUAAGGAUCAGCUGCUUUAUAAAGGAUAUCUGUAUAAGAAAGUGCGUGCAAGCGGGAACAAAACGUUCUGGAAGUGUGCUGAAUACCACAAAUACUGUUGUACAGGAAGGGCUCACACAAGCCACGACCAAGUUAUAAAGGCUUUACCACAUCUUCAUCCUCCCACCAGGAUGCCAACAGAAGCUGACCAAGUGCCAUAUAGCGUGAAAAAAAUCACCACGGGCCCAGAAUCAAACCCUAAAAUGAAUACAGCAAGUUGUGAUGCAUUGUCAGAAGUUCGUACCAAGAAAUGGUGUACACACCAUCCAAGCCAGACAAUCCAACGUUUGAGAGCAUGUUUGAAGGCAAGCCGCCAACCUUCGCCCAAUUUACGGGAAUCUAUCGCUGCUGUUGAAACAACUGUUAAAGAGCCAAUUGUGCCAUCAGCUUUAACAUCUCCUGGCUUUCAUGAGUUCACCGACAGCUCUGUGGAAAUGCCAAACCCUGGUCUUUGUAAAGAGAAGUGUGCUCUGAACUCGCCUUCAAUCCAGGCUAAUCGAGAAGCUGGUCGACAGAGAUUCCGCCUAUCCACCCUUCUCCCUGGAGAAACUCUGCAGGAGAUUCUGUCCCGGCUGAGUACUGCAGCCCUGCAAUGGCUCUGUCCUCAGGAGCACAGCAAAGACCAGAUUGUGGACAUGGUCAUCCUGGAGCAAUUUCUUAGUGUGCUUCCAGUGGACCUGCAGACAUGGUUGAAAGCCCAGCAGCCAGGCAGCAGCAAGGAAGCCGUUCAGUUGGCUAUGGCCUAUCAUAAACAGGAACCUGCCAAGCCCAUUCAGGAUACGAUAACCUUUGAAGAUGUAUCUAUUCAUUUCACUGAGGAAGAAUGGACUCUACUCAACCAUAAAGAAAAAAACCUUUACUGGAAUGUCAUGCAUCAAAAUUAUGAUAAUGUAGCCUGUCUGGCAAGAGAUCAGAUCAAAGGAAAAAGCCAAGAGGAAGACCUUCUGCAGGAAGUCUUUGAUCCAGCAGUGGAGUGGCUGGAAAAAUCCAAGGAGACAAUUUUACAACAUUCUGAACAAGAGUUGAAUAAAAACUGUCUGAAGAACCAGCAAAAGAGAACCUUGGAGAAGGAAGAAAUAUUCAUUUGUUCUGAAAGAAAUAUGAUGGGACCAGACAGAGACAUAAUUCUUCUAGACACCGAAGUAGGGCUGCGGAGUCAAUGCCUACAUAUUGAUUAUGGAGAAAGUGGUACUCUUGCAAUACCUAUCAAUGAUCAGAAAACCCUGAAUGAGGAAGAUCUAACAGGCUCAUAUGGAAUAUCCAAUAAGAUACAUCUCCAGAAUCUUAAGCAAAAUUUAAUCAAAGAGGAACAAAAUAAUACUGAAAGACAACAGGCAGAAAAAGAGAAAUUUUAUGGAGGCCAUUGGAGGAAUCCAGUCCAUCAUGAAACUCGAACAAGUUGGAAAGCUGUGUGCGCAGCCAUUGAUGAUACAGAACAAACUGAGCCACUAAUACUUGACAAUCGGGGAGAUUUUAGAUAUGUAGAUAAAUCAUUGGAAACAAUUGUGGAAAGAAUUUCUCCAAGCCCUGAUCCAGAUCCAAUGCUCAUUUGCUCAAAAAUAUGUUCUGCUGAGUUGAAUGAAAGUACGGAUUUGACCAGUGAAAACCAGAAUAUUCUGGAAAGUGGUCUGGUUAAUAGUUCAGAAAAUGUAGGAGUACUGGAGAAACUCAGUUAUUUUGGAAGUGUUUUACAGGAACCUGCAACACAAAUUCCUCAUUCAGAUGUUCAACAAGAUUCAGAAACCCAGUACAGAUACACCAGUCAUAGUAAUGAAGAUGACGCUUCCAAAAUCAGCCUUGGCAGUCAGUUGAUUACAUGUCCUAAGUAUAAAUGUAUUAAUUCUUUCAAAAAGUAUGCCUGUUCCAAUCCUGAGGAAAUCAUCAGUAGUCUUUCAGCUUUAAUAAAACACAGAAGAGCUGACCGAAAAUAUUUCAGUAGAAGAAGUUUGAAAUUCCAGUCUGGAACACAUCAUAGAACUCACACAAGAAAUAAUCUCCAGAAACGCUUGAUUAGGCAUAACUGGUGGUACUUGAAACAAAAUAGAAGCUGGCUUCUUGAAUUGGGAGUUACUCUAAAGCAGUUUCCAAAGUUUGAUUCCAUAACACUUAACACCCAAAUAGGUGAAGCUUUGUACCUGGCUGUGCAAAUCAUAAGGAGGUUUUCUGCAACUGGGUUUUUCUCUUCAAGUUCCCCCCAAAUGGAACAACAGGAGAGAUCUUUUCCUCUUCCCUUUCUAGACAAAAUGGCUACUGAGCCUACCUUAAGCCAGGUAAUGACUGUGCUACAGCAGCUGGCUGCUAAUAUUGCAGAAAUCAAGGCAGCCAUCUCCAGCCUGCAUUCCACUGUAACUAGCCUCCAGAAUGGGUAUUUCCCUGAGUGCACAGGUGAAGCUGAAGGUGGGAUUUCUGAUUUGGAAGACCCCUCCCAAAAGACCAAAGCUCAGUCUGGGCAGCCUUGUAAUUAUAUUAAAACCACUGAAGUCAAACAGGUGGGAAAAUCCACACAGACCAAUGUAAGAGCUGAAUUGUGGUCAUCUCUGAAUGUUGAAAAAGGCGCAAAUUCUCAUCUCUCCCCAAUUCAUGAAUCAGGAGAGUCAUGAAGAAAAGAUUAAAUUCCCAAACUGGCAAAAUAUAGAAUUAUAGAAUUGGAAGCAUCCAUUGCUGGAAGUAACAUUUAUUUAUAGUAUAAUUUGUAGAAAACUUUUCAAAACUACAAAAAGAAGCAGUAGUGAUCAUAGUAAUAAAAUAAAGUGUUUCAUGUGUCCGUGCAUUGAUGGCUGAGCGUGGAAAAAGGUUUAAAGCAGUUUGCUGUAAUCCCCAUGUUCAGAAACAAACAAGACUGCCUCUCAUUGAUCUAUCACACAAAAUAUGGUGAGGAAUAUCUGUUAGAAAAAUUUCCUCUGGGGAAAGAUUACGCAAGUAGAGAGAAGCAAAAUAGUGAUUUAAAAAGGCUGACCCUUUUUAGACAGAAGGAAAGAAAGAAGAGGGAGCUUUUAAAAUACGCAUUAUCUAAUGUGAGGGAAUUGUCUACCUUCUUAGUUCACUCCAUAUAACUUUCUUUUAAGCAUAAUGUUCCUGCAGCCUAGAUGUUCACCAAAAUGCUUUUGAAAAUAGGAUUCUGUCUCUUUAUGUGGAUGCACACAAAUACAUAGUUUUGAGUGUGCACUUCUAUGCACUCUUGGGUGCUUUUCUUGGGAAGAGUAUCAAGUGGUUUGCUCCUGAUUUCUUCUAUGAUAUUUGUUUCACUUCUCAACCUAGAUUAGAUCCCUGGAAUCUUUGAUAGUCUUCCAUCCAAGUACCAUCAGCCAAAGUUAGUUAAAUGCUGCCAUUUUAUAAUAAUAAUAAUAAAGUUGGAAGGGAUCUUGGAGGUCAUCUAGUCCAACCACCUGCUCAGGCAGGAAACCCUAUAUCAUUUCAGACAGAUGGCUGUCC
This is a messenger RNA of Crotalus tigris (Tiger rattlesnake), 4014 nucleotides long. RefSeq lists its product as uncharacterized. Gene Ontology annotation, biological process: regulation of DNA-templated transcription. The transcript has 3 exons. The coding region runs from base 513 to 3182 and encodes 889 amino acids. NCBI's taxonomy places the organism in Eukaryota, Metazoa, Chordata, Lepidosauria, Squamata, Viperidae. The record is from RefSeq and is a predicted model, not a curated record.